Henningerozyma blattae CBS 6284 is the source of this 1020-nucleotide messenger RNA. RefSeq names its product ENTH domain-containing protein. NCBI's taxonomy places the organism in Eukaryota, Fungi, Ascomycota, Saccharomycetes, Saccharomycetales, Saccharomycetaceae. The record is from RefSeq and is a predicted model, not a curated record. Bases 1 to 1020 code for a protein of 339 amino acids. Gene Ontology annotation, biological process: endocytosis; Golgi to endosome transport. Gene Ontology annotation, cellular component: plasma membrane; clathrin vesicle coat; endosome. Gene Ontology annotation, molecular function: clathrin binding; phospholipid binding. The transcript has a single exon.
AUGAGUCUAGAACAGAGGUUUAGUGAGUUGGCCAUAUAUGAUGCCAAAAAAUUCUUUAGAAUGGCAGAAAAUUUUUUAUUUAAUCUAACAGAUAUGGAAUCUAAAGUGAGAGAGGCUACAAAUAAUGAUCCAUGGGGAACUUCUGUAAUAUUGAUGGCACAAAUAAAUGCCGGUACUUUUGAAAUUAAUCAAAGAGCAGAUAUCAUCAAUAUGCUGUUGAAUAGGUUUUUAGAGAAGAAUGGAUCUCAAUGGAGGCAGAUAUAUAAAUCUGUUUUACUAUUACAAUAUUUGUUGAUUAAUGGCUCAACGGAGUUUGUUAGUGAAGUUAAAUUAAAUUUAACGUUGAUUAAAAACUUAAUGCUCUUUGAGUUCAUUGAUGACCAAGGUUAUAAUCAAAGUUCCAAAAUAAGUAAAGCAACUGAGAGAUUGAUAGAAUUAAUGACCGAUGAUCAUCUAUUGAAUGAUUUAAGAGAAAAAUCUAAGAAUUCUAAACAUAAAAUAUUCAACAACAUGUAUGCUACUUCGGAUACUAAAGGUAUGGAUAUAAAUUCUGGGUUUUCUACAGGUGGUUUAAGUAUUAGUGCAGAUUAUGAUUCGGAUGAUGAAAACGAUUCUCAAGCUGGCACUACGGAUGUAGAGUCGUUCAAUGAUGAGCAUAAUAUAAAAAGGAUAUAUACUGAUGAAACUACUGAUGUGGAAGAUUGUUUCAAUGACCUAGUAAAGGUAAAAGAUAAUGAAAAUUUUCAUGAUUUCAUUUCAAUGCCUCCAUUAGUUGAGAGUCUCUCUGCUCCUAUUACUGUUUCAAAUAAAAAUAAUACUAGCAAUGAUGAAGAGGAGUUUACUGAAUAUGUUUGUUCUAAGCCAGUUGAAUAUAAAUCUUCGUCAUCUGGAGCUCCAAGGUCGGUUAUAAAUAUUGGUAAGCAGUUAUCUAAUGACGGUAGUCUGGCGACGGAAAGACUUCGGUCUAUUGACAUUGAUCCUUUCUAUUCUUUAUAUUCUGCUGUCAAGCAAGCACAUUAA